AUCAUGUGACCAUUGUUUUUCUUUCGACUGUUAAUGUCACAUCACUCUGGAAAUUAGGCAUCGGGUCGAGCAACCUAUUACACUCCCGUAAGGUGUUAUUCUUUUGUGUUAUGGUUAAUCAAGGAUGGCCGUUUAAUAGAAGGAUUAAGUGAAUCUGGUCUCUCGUGAAACAGCAAAACAAAGGACUGGUUAAUGAAUGGGGAAAGCACGGGUGUACUCUUGAUAUUUCUUCGAAUGGGUUAAACCCUUGUGGACUGAAAGAAUAUGAAUCACAGAUGGGCUUCAAAUACCUGGGUGAAAAUAAGUAGAGCAUUGCUUAUAUGGCAGUCCCAUGCUCACAAACCAGCAGCAUCAUUGCCUUUGUGUGGUGCGUUUCACUGUAAGAGUCAUGCACAGCAGCCCGUUUUCCAUAAGGAAUGCUAUCUCAGCUGGAGGCACAUUCACCACCUGAGGGCCAAGGGUCGCAAGGUGGGGUUCUUUAAAGGUAACCAAGUUAGACAUCGGCUUGGCCUCCACACCAGCACCCUGUAUUUGAACACUUCAGCUUCAAAGUGGUCUGCUGGCCUGAGCCGACAUAUGUCUCGUGUCAGGAACACGCUGGACACAGUUUCCAAAGCUGUGAGUGGGACACAUACAGAGCUGAUGUCAAAGAUCUCCAGACUCAAACCUAAUGCUUUAAAGGCUGAUAAAAAUGCUGAAGCCAGUGUUGAGACAAGGCCCAAACCUGAUGAGAAUACAGUCACAUCCACUUACAAUCCUUCUAAUGCUGCUCUCUCUCUAGCAUCAACUGCUCAGAAAUCUGUUGUUCAGAGAUCUUCUGCCAAUCCGUCCCUUUCCACUUCUACCCAAGAGACUGUCACUGCUAUAGUCCCAACUGUAACGGAACCGAGGGAGAAAAAACUGAGACGUAUUGCUCCUGGCGUCAAAGCUACUCGUUCCAGGAGGCAAGAGGAGCUCCAGCCUUCGCUGAAUGAUUUGGAGAGCAAGAGCACAAUGCCCAAACAAUCCACAGACCUCUUCCAUCCGAGCACCUUUUCAGUGAACCUGGGUGAGACUUACACCUAUGUAGCAAAUCACGUCAACUCAUACUUUGGCAGCAGCAUAAACACUCAGGACAAGAAAGAAGAGCAUCUUGAAAGCUCUUCCACUUACUCUCAGGAUCAACAAACCUCAGACCUCAUGCCGGUGUCUAAUAAGAAAGACCCUGCUCCCCCAAAGAGGGGUUUAGGACAGUACCUGUCUUAUUCAGCUCCAACUGUGCAGGCAUUUGUUGGGAACUACAUAGCACCUCUUGUUCCUAAGUUCAGAACAGGAGAGUCCACGAGCGCUGUACUGGAGGAAAAAAAAUCAGAGGACGUGUCAGUGAAACAGGCUGAGGUUAGUAACGAGCAGAAGGCUGCGGAGGAGAAAGCCAAGAAACUUCUGCACCAAAGGGAAAAGAUUAUUGCAAGAGUGAGUGUGGACAAUCGAACCCGGGCACUGGUUCAGGCUCUCCACAGGGCAUCAGAUGUAAAGGUUUAUAUCAACAGGGUGGAGGACUUAAGUUACCACCUCUUGGAGUUUCCAGAGACUCGUGGCGUUGCAGUGAAGGAGAAAGUUAUCCCUUGCCUCCUCCGUCUGGAACAGGCUAACGAUCCGGGUCUGAGAGCAGCCGUUAGAGAAGCACUCGCUCUGGUGGGCUAUCAUAAACCUGUCAAAGGCAGAGGAAUAAGGAUCUUGUCCAUAGAUGGAGGAGGUUUAAGGGGAAUUGUUGCCCUUCAGACGUUACAGAAGCUAGAAGCCCUGACUGGGAAACCCACUUACAAACUGUUUGAUUAUAUCUGUGGUGUCAGCACAGGUGCUGUGCUCGGGUUCAUGCUAGGCAUGUUCCAGAUCCCCCUGAAAGAGUGUGAUGAUCUGUACCGAAAGCUGGGCUCAGAUAUUUUCAAGCAGAAUGUAUUUGUCGGCACCAUGAAGAUGGGCUGGAACCACGCUUUCUAUGACAGUGAAGCGUGGGAGAACAUCCUCAAAGAGAAAAUGGGCUCUCACCUCAUGGUGGAGACUUCAAGAAACCCUGACUGCCCCAAGAUGGCAGCUGUGAGCACCAUUGUGAAUCGGGGCACUCCUCUGAAGGCAUAUGUUUUUAGGAACUACAACCUGCUGCCUGGGAUGUGCUCACACUACCUUGGGGGCUGCCAGCAUCAGCUUUGGCAGGCCAUCCGCGCCACAUCAGCAGCCCCCGGGUAUUUCCAGGAGUUCCCUUUGGGGAAUGAGCUCCACCAGGAUGGAGGUCUACUGAUUAACAACCCCACAGCACUUGCUAUACAUGAGUGCCAGUGCUUGUGGCCUGACACGCCUCUGGAGUGUGUGGUCUCGCUCGGUACGGGUCGCUUUGAAUCUACUGGCAAAAGCAACGCUGCAUAUACAAGCCUCAAAACAAAACUCACCAACGUCAUCAGCAGUGCUACAGACACUGAAGAGGUUCACGCCAUGCUCGACGCCUUCCUUCCUCCAAACACUUACUUUCGCUUCAACCCCUACAUGAGCGAAGAUUUCUCCUUAGACGAGAACCGCCAAGAGAAGCUCAACGCGCUGCAGGCUGAGGGCUUGCGUUACCUAGAGAGGAAUGAGGACAAGCUGAAGAAGGCAGCUCGUUUCCUGACCCGAGAGAAAAGCUCCACCCAGAAGAUGACUGACUGGGCCAGGCUCAGGGUUGAUAUGUAUAAUGGUCUGCCCUUUUACUCGUCCAAGUUUUAGAUUCCACUCGAGCCACGUUUUUCUGGUCCACACGAACCUGGAAACUUACCGAGGUCCAAGUGUCAUUUUUAUUGCCCUGUAGCUCUGAAGAACAUUAUGUAUGUGCACAAGUAGAUAAUGUAUACAACAUGCCAAAUGCCACCUCCUCACUCUCACUUGACACUGUGAUGUGAUUUUAGUUUAAAUGUGCCAACAUCUGUGGCAAUGAAGAUUUAUCCGAUGUAUAACACUUGACUUAGCAUAGCAUUUAAAGAAGAUCUUUUAAAUGGCUUGUCGAUUUAGAAGCUCCCUGAGUAGAGAUUCUACAGCAGCUGAUGGCAGUAGUUUAACAUUUAAAUGACUUCUUUGCCAAAAUGAAUGCCGAUUUUGUGUUGCAGAUGCUCAGUUAUCUCCAGCCGACAAUUGGCUUAGGUUAAAGACUGAACUAAAGACUGAAAUUUGUCUGGAUUCUUCAAAAAUCCAGAAUCUGCCUGGGAAAAAAAACUACCUGUUCUCAAUUUAAGACUUAAAGCUAACGUUAGCUAACUAGCUGCUGGGACUUGAUAAAUAUUGGUAAAAGUGGUGUCGAUGUUCUAACUUAACAUUCUGAUAACUUUAUCUCCUUUGAUGUUCCUUUCAAACAUAGAACACAAAGACUUUAUUUCGCAGAUAAGCUAGUAAUGGUGGCAUUAACAAUGAUCUUCCCACCAUGUGGAUAUUUACUGAUCAUUUACUUUUGUUUAAAAUACUGAAAACCAGUACAUCCUCACAAACCAGUAUUUAUAUU
Molecule: messenger RNA, 3502 nt
Organism: Pundamilia nyererei
Lineage: Eukaryota; Metazoa; Chordata; Actinopteri; Cichliformes; Cichlidae
Product: calcium-independent phospholipase A2-gamma
Exons: 10
Coding region: 265-2736 (823 amino acids)
Biological process (GO): arachidonate metabolic process
Cellular component (GO): membrane
Source: RefSeq, a predicted model, not a curated record